This is a messenger RNA of Penicillium taxi, 522 nucleotides long. Its product is annotated as F1F0 ATP synthase subunit d. The record is from RefSeq and is a predicted model, not a curated record. Gene Ontology annotation, biological process: proton motive force-driven ATP synthesis. The coding region runs from base 1 to 522 and encodes 173 amino acids. NCBI's taxonomy places the organism in Eukaryota, Fungi, Ascomycota, Eurotiomycetes, Eurotiales, Aspergillaceae. Gene Ontology annotation, molecular function: proton transmembrane transporter activity. The transcript is spliced from 4 exons.
AUGGCCACCCGCAGCGCCGCCCUCAAGAUUGACUGGACCAAGGUGUCGAGCUCGCUCGGCCUCCGCGGCCAGACCGCCGCUUCCCUGCAAUCCUUCAAGAAGCGCAACGACGAUGCUCGCCGCAAGAUCCAGUUGCUCUCCGAGCAGCCCCAGACCGUUGACUUCGCCCACUACCGCGGUAUUCUCAAGAACCAGGCCAUCGUCAACGAGAUCGAGAACCACUUCAAGACCUUCAAGCCUGCCAGCUACGAUGUCAACCGCCAGUUGAAGGCCAUUGACGCAUUCGAGGCCCAGGCUGUCCAGAACGCCGAGCAGACCAAGGGCAAGGUCGAGGCCGAGCUCGCCAACCUCAAGAAGACCCUCGACAACAUUGAGACUGCCCGUCCAUUCGAGGACCUCACUGUGGACGAGGUUGCCGCCGCCCAGCCCGAGAUCGACGAGAAGACCGCCUCCCUCGUCUCCAAGGGCAAAUGGAUGCCCCCCGGAUACAAGGAGCGUUUCGGCGAUCUGUCCGCUGUCUAA